CCGGGCGAUGGCGGCGCUGACUGGCCCUGGGCGGCCGCCGCGGCAGGGCGAUGGCGGGGCCGGCGGGACCCUCGUCGCGGCCCUCGCGCUGCUGCUGCUGCUGCUGCCGCUGCCGCCGGGCGUGGCGGGUGCAUCAUGUUGUUACCUUGCAAAGGGUAACUUAAUGUGUCGCGAUGUUUGUGAACAGAUCUUGACAUCAAAAAGUGAUUCUCAUUUGAAACACCUAUUGCAACGUGCACCUGAAUAUUGUCCAGAAUCAAUGGGAGAAGUUUGGGACUGUAUAAAUUCCUCUUUGCCAGGUGUUUUGAAGAAAUCUGAUGGCUGGGUUGGCUUAGGUUGCUGUGAGUUAGCCAUUGUUGUAGAAUGUCGCCAAGCAUGUAAACAGGCAUCUUCAAAAAAUGAUAUUAUGAAAGUUUGCAGGAAAGAAUAUGAGAAUGCACUUUUUAGCUGCAUCAACAGAAAUGAAAUGGGAUCAGUUUGUUGCAGUUAUGCUGGUCAUCACACAAACUGCCGGGAAUAUUGCCAGGCAAUCUUUCGAACAGACUCUUCUCCAGGUCCUUCUCAGUUCAAAGCUGUUGAAAGUUACUGCGCCUCCGUUAGCCCACAAUUAAUUCAUUGUGUGAACAACUACACACAGUCCUAUCCAAUGAGAAAUUCAACAGAUAGUUUAUACUGCUGUGAUAGAGCAGAAGAUUAUGCCUGCCAAACAGCUUGUAAAAGGAUCCUGAUGUCAAUGAAAACAGAGCUUGAAAUUGUGGAUGGACUUAUUGAAAGCUGUAAAACGAUGCCUCUGCCACAGGAUCCUCUAUGGCAAUGUUUCCUUGAGAGCUCAAGAUCUGUUCACCCUGGAGUCACUCUGCACCCUCCACCCUCAACAGGUCUGGAUGGUGCUAAAUUACACUGCUGUUCUAAAGCAAAUACUUCCAUAUGUAGAGAUUUAUGCACUAAACUUUAUAGCAGCAGCUGGGGCAAUACACAGAGCUGGCAAGAAUUUGAUCGCUUUUGUGAGUAUAACCCAGUCGAAGUUUCCAUGUUGACCUGUUUAGCAGAUGUACGUGAACCUUGUCAGCUGGGCUGUAGAAAUCUUACUUACUGCACUAAUUUUAAUAACAGGCCAACAGAACUCUUCAGGAGCUGCAAUGCCCAGUCUGACCAAGGAGCCAUGAAUGACAUGAAACUUUGGGAGAAAGGAACAAUUAAGAUGCCAUUUAUCAAUAUUCCUGUUCUUGAUAUUAAAAAAUGCCAGCCGGAAAUGUGGAAGGCAAUUGCUUGUUCACUGCAGAUAAAGCCGUGUCACAGUAAAUCUAGAGGGAGCAUAAUCUGCAAGUCGGAUUGCGUGGAAAUUCUCAAGAAAUGUGGAGAUUUAAGCAAAUUUCCUGAGGGACACAUGGCCGAAAGCAUCUGUGAACUUCUGUCUCCAACCGAUGACUUGGAGACUUGCAUACCUUUAGAUACAUAUGUUCGCCCAAGCACUUUAGGGAACAUUGUGGAUGAUGUUACACACCCCUGUAACCCAAAUCCUUGUGCUGCCAAUCAGUUAUGUGAAGUAAAUAGAAAAGGAUGUCAGGCUGGGGAACCGUGUCUUCCUUAUUUUUGUAUACAGGGCUGCAAGUUGGGCGAAGCUUCCGAUUUUAUUGUCCGCCAAGGUACCCUCAUCCAGGUUCCGUCCUCUGCGGGAGAUGUUGGUUGCUAUAAGAUCUGCACGUGUGGCCAGAGUGGGCUGCUGGAAAACUGUAUGGAACUGCACUGUGUUGACCUCCAAAAAUCAUGCAUUGUUGGAGGGGAAAGAAAAGGCCACGGAAAACCUUUCAAAAUAGGUUGCAAUGUCUGUUCUUGUUUUGCUGGGAAUCUGAUCUGCUCCACUCGCCAGUGUCUAAAUGAAUACAACUCAGAUGAUGAGCAUGACAUUACAGGUCUGCCAUGUAACUGUGCUGAUCAGUUUGUCCCAGUGUGUGGACAGAACGGUCGUACCUAUCCAAGCGUAUGUAUAGCACGUUGUGUUGGGCUUCAGGACAAUCAGUUUGAAUUUGGAUCCUGCAUCUCCAAGGAUCCUUGCAACCCUAAUCCCUGCCUUAAAAAUCAGAGAUGUAUACCAAAGCCACAGGUUUGCUUAACGAGUUUUGAGAAGUUUGGAUGUAACCAGUACGAAUGUGUGCCCAGACAAUUCAAUUGUGGUGACCAAUUGCGAGAUCCUGUUUGCGAUACAGACAAUAUAGAAUAUAGCAGUCCAUGUGUUCUACACCAAAAAGGGAAAAGUGUAUCAUACAAAGGUCCAUGUCAGUCAUUUUGCAAAUCAGUUGAUUUGGUAUGUGGCCAUAAUGGUGAAACCUACAACAAUGUGUGCGCUGCGUAUUCUGAUCGUGUGGCAAUAGAUUACAAAGGACCUUGUCAAGCUGUAGGAGUCCUUUCUGACUACAGUUAUCAAGGAGAAUGUGCGUCUGUUACAUGUCCUCGUCUUGCAGCAACUGGAUACAAGUCAGUUACCCCACCAGGAGCAUGCUGUUCUUUGUACGCUGCAAUACUCAGGGUCUUGUAUGAUAAAGAAAAGCUGGAUACCUUCGCCAAGAUAACCAACAAAGGGCCAAUCACUGUACUUGAAAUACUUCAGAAGAUCCGCCUCCAUGUGUCUGUGCCACAGUGUGAUGUUUUUGGAUACUUCAGCAUAGAAUCUGAAAUCGUGAUCCUCAUCACACCUGUUGAUCAAAACCCUAAGCCUCUUCAGAUUGAAGCCUGCAAUAAAGAAGCAGAGAAGAUAGAAUCGCUGAUCAACUCUGACAGUCCUGCUCUAGCAUCCCAUGUGCCACUUUCAGCACUUAUCGCAGCCCAGGCGGAAGUUUCACGCAAGAUGUCUUCUUCUUGCAGCCUGGUUAUGCAAGCACAGUGUACUUUCUUCUGGAGCCUUGUGCUCACUUUCACAGCCACAAUAUUUAAUACGUAGUGGCAAGUGAGGUUUGUAAUUUGAUUUGCGAAAGACAUUCAGAACUUAACGGUGUAUUAAUAAUGUAACAUUAAUAAUGUUUCCGAGAGGAAACUAUAUGACCAAAGUGAUUACUCCACACAGCACCAGCAAUAAUGUACAAUUUACCUGGGAGACCGAUUCCCCCUGCCCUGAGUUGAAGGCUCUGCCUGUAGUGUGCGCUUUCGUUUCUUUUGAUCCUCUUGUCAUUUUUGGUCAAACAGUUUUGGAGAAUUUUGCAAUGCUUCCAAAAUCAGGAAAAUGUGUUGAGUGCACAUGGUAGCAAGACAAAAGAAAUGACUGUCUGGACAGUUAAAGUGCUAGCAUACCGCUUUCAACUAUAUGGAGGAAAAGACAUCCUCUGUCUCAAGCCUUAAACUGCAAUCCAGCACUCAAGCCAGUAGGGAUUGAAGAAGCUUAACUAUGCACGGUUAUUUGGAAGUAAGUCACACUAAGUUGCAUGGUGCUUACAAUGCGGUACAAGUCAGGUUUCACAUUUAGGAGCCUUGCCUUACCCUUGCAUUUGUUAAAACAGGGAUAGGGAACCUAUGGCCCUCCAGAAUUUGUUGAACUCCAUUUCCUGUCAUCCCUGGCCAUUGACCAUGCUGGGGUUGAUGGAAGUUGGAAUCGACAACAUGUAUAAGAAGAUGCUGAGCAGAACUAUCACUGCAGUGGAAACAGAAGUUUUUCACUUCCUGUGACUUCCUGUUCCUUUUGAGUGGAGGAGGCCAGCCAGUAACUGGGGAGGCUCGGCCUCAGGGGACUGCAGCCUUCCCACACUAGCUAGCCUCCUAUCUUUGGAGGGGUGGAAAACAAGACAAUAUAGGUCUCAUGCAGCAUACAGGGCUAUGCAUUCCUCCCUAUAUCAAAACUUGGAUGAAAGUGUGCACUUUUAUCUAUGCAGGGGUGGCUUGGGAGCACAUGUCUCUGCCAAUGUUCCUCCACAGCCACAUAGAUAAACUACACACACAAAGCAGCACCCUAAGCUUACUUAUGGGCCUGCUAGAUUGGUCUCUUGCUCUGUCCAGUCUCCAGGGACAGAACACCUGUUGUGAAGGCAAAGUAACUGUUGGAAGAUAUUUUGAUUUCCAUGUAAGAGGAAAUCGUUAUGCAAGUCCCCCCCCCCAACCAAAACUUUGCAAUAAUUUUAUACAAUAUUUGUCUAUUACUAAGAGGAGGGGUGGCUAACGACCAACCCUGGGGGGCGGGCGGGUGCAGUCCCCAAGCAAAUUUAUCUGUGUUCCCCAACACCCUACCAAUUAUGCUGGCGGCAAAAGCCAGAAAGAAGGGGGUGGGGAUAAUGCAGACCUGGAGCUGAGGUGGGCAGAGGUUUAAACUUCCCCAACUGGCCCUGAUGUGGAAGGAGAUCACCCCUCCCCAGUCAACAGAUCAAUAAGUUGAUGAGUGAGGAGCAGGGAAUAGCCCUUCCCCGUCAGCUAGUCUACAUGGAUCAGCCAAGGAGAAGGGAGGCUCUCUGCGUAUGCAUGUUUGUGUGCGCAUGUGUGAGUGUAGGGUGGCCACACCCACUAUUGCCAUGCAGCCCCAGGGGGGGGGGGUUGGCCAGAAGUGAAUGUGACCCUCAAGCCAAAAAAGAUUAGCAACCCCUGACUUAGAGGUAUAUCAUUCAGAAUAUUUUAAAACAUAAAUUUCUAAGUGAAACAAAUUGCUGCUACUUAACUUACCAAAAAAUGAACUGAAUAACUCAACUGUAAAUACAUUCUAUAUUUUAUUAUGAAGAAUAUAGCCAUGAGCCUAAUUCUGCAAAGAGUAGCAUGUUUGUGUAAAAUUCUACAGGCAAAGAAGGGUUUUGCAGAGUGUCCCUCCUGCAAUGUCAAUCAUGUUUUAAGCUAGCAUCUUUCUUACAUACAAAUUGUAUGCAAUAUACAGAUGCAAAUGCAGUAUUCUCUUGACCUUUUUUUUAUAGAAGCAAAGUUAUGAAGAAUUCAAGCUAUUUAUAUGUCAUUCUAAAUAUUACAGUAUUUGCAUACUAUCUAAAUUUACACUUUAGUGUGUUCAUAUUUUAUACAAAGCAUAUGUUUUAAUUCUUGGGGCUCAAUCAGUGGGAAGAUCUCCAGUAGAAGCCUAUUUGAAGUAAAUCUGAGCUCUUGCACAGCUCCUAUUCACUUCAGGAGGACAUUCCCAGGAGACCCAUCUGCUGGCUUGUGCCCUGUUCUUGUGCACCUGAACUUUAUCUACAUGAAGUAUUUUGUAUCAGUAUUAUGAUAGCCAACUUUUGAAGUGUAUACAGGUUGCAUCGUCUUUGCCAAAUUGUUGAACUUUAAAAGGAGGAACUGAAAAUUAAUUUCAACGUUUCUGUGUUGUCAAAUGUCGUGGCAAGUGUUUUGUAUUCUUACAAAAAGAAAAAAAGUCUUUGCAAUGCAAUAUGAAAACCUUUAUUUUAAUAAAAAUAUUUUUUAUUUUC
This is a messenger RNA of Podarcis raffonei (Aeolian wall lizard), 5378 nucleotides long. It is a transcript of the gene RECK, whose product is annotated as reversion inducing cysteine rich protein with kazal motifs. The record is from RefSeq and is a predicted model, not a curated record. Gene Ontology annotation, molecular function: protein binding; metalloendopeptidase inhibitor activity. Bases 8 to 2938 code for a protein of 976 amino acids. NCBI's taxonomy places the organism in Eukaryota, Metazoa, Chordata, Lepidosauria, Squamata, Lacertidae. Gene Ontology annotation, biological process: sprouting angiogenesis; blood vessel maturation; extracellular matrix organization. The transcript has 21 exons. Gene Ontology annotation, cellular component: plasma membrane.